Penicillium angulare is the source of this 594-nucleotide messenger RNA. RefSeq names its product cupin domain-containing protein. Lineage: Eukaryota; Fungi; Ascomycota; Eurotiomycetes; Eurotiales; Aspergillaceae. The coding region runs from base 1 to 594 and encodes 197 amino acids. The record is from RefSeq and is a predicted model, not a curated record. The transcript has a single exon.
AUGGCAGACCCAACCCAAACACCCAAAAACCUUCGCCCCCUAAACCGCUUCAUAACAACCCACGAUUCGUCUGGAAAAGCAAUCUUCUCCUCCCACCUCUCCGAAGAAAUGCCAGUCCAAUCCAUGCCAGACAGCGCAGACUUCAGUCUAGCAUAUACAUCCUCCCACUUCCCGGCCCAACUAAAUAACUCCACCGAUCUAGCCGAAUACGCCUCCUACCUCUCAACUCCACCCGGAAUCACCAUUUCUACCGGAAACGUCUGCCGAAUCGUCGACAUUCGACCUGGUGCCGAGAGUCCGAUGCACCGCACCGUGUCUUUGGAUUAUGGCGUCGUGCUAGAGGGCGAGAUUGAGCUUGUCUUAGACUCGGGCGAGACGAGAUUGUUGAAGCGUGGUGAUGUUGCUGUGCAAAGGGGAACGAAUCAUGCUUGGAAGAAUGUUACGCCUGACGUUGUUGAUGAUGUGUCUGGUGUUAAGACGCCGCAGUGGGCGAGGAUGUUGUAUGUGCUUUCUCCGGCUGAGGAGAUUUUGAUUGAUGGGGGGAAGAGGCUUGGGGAGGUUGUUGAUGGGAUUGGUGUUCGUGCUAGUACUUAA